UUCGGUCUCCUAGGGAGAUUGAGGUACUUAACCAAGAAUCCUAAUCCCUCUAAAACCCUGGCCUCCUUCGAAGUAUCAAUUGGCUGCAAGACGGACUCAGCUCGCAAGCUCAGCCUCGUUUCUCUCUCUCUCUCUCUCUCUCUCUCUCCGUGCUAGGGUUUCGCCGCUUGCUGCUCAAGGCUCUUCUCCUGCGAGACAUCAGAACAGUUUAGUUGGUUUCGAACAUCACAUUUUUGCUCAUUGUCAAGGACCUUAAAUUCUGUGCAUGCUUUCAAAUUGCCACAAAUUCCCAAAAUGCUGCCGAAGUCAAGGCCCCGCCAAGUAUUUAAGCCCCAUCCUUCCAUAUUCUCUCCUUUUUGUCGUUCAAUUGCUAGAUUGGCAUCUGCUUAUAAGGUCAAGCGGCAGAUCCAGAACCGAAAGUUCCACCAAAAAUCUUCCCCCAGUUCUUCAGGUGGCAAAGUCAACCAUAAGGUUGGCAUGGAUAAGAGGGAACCAUAUGGAUCUUCUGACGAAGAAGAGUUCGAAGGAACUAUUCAGGCGGAUUUUGCUUUCUUUGAUCCAAAAUCUGAUGACUUCCACGGAGUAAAGGGUCUGUUGAUGACAUACCUUGAUCAUCGGGAAUGGGAUAUAAGUGGUUUUGCGGACCUAAUAUUAAGCCAAACAACAGUAGGGACAAUUGUUAAAACAGAGGAAGAGGAUACACCAUACUCUGUCGUUACCGCUCUUAACUUGGGAAGAUAUAAGGAUCAUAAAUGUAUUAAGGAACUCACAGACUUCUUACUUAAAGUAUGCAAGGACAAGGAUAUACUCGGUAACUUGAGAUCCUUCUUCAAAGAGCAAAUGCAGAGUGUGGGGCUUUUGGUCUCUCAGCGUGUUGUCAAUCUCCCUCCCCAGCUCCUGCCACCUCUUUAUGAUGCGCUCUUUGAUGAAAUCUCCUGGGCGACAGAAGAUGAGCGAACGGAGGAGCUCAGGAGGUCCUUUUGCUUAAAGCACUAUCUAUUGCUAACUAGAAUCUAUGAGCAUAUGAAUGGUGGAAAAAAAAAUGCAGCAAAAGGCAGCAGUAAGGAGGCUACAAUAUUUAUUAAGGCAGAGGAUGAAAUCUUUUACCAGCUCAGUUCCUGGUCCUUUAAGUUCCCAUUGCGCAUUGAGCAACUUGCAAACGAAGAGCUGAAGAAUUACAAGUUGAUGGGUUUAGUCAUGGCUGUUGAAGCAGAGAAGAUUUCAAUGUUCCGAGAACAGUUGCAUUCUUUGAUAAGUGAAUCGUGAUCAUACUCUAGACGAUGCAUUGCCUCAUCAAUGAAGUCUGUUUUCUUCCGACAUUUCUCAGAUAAUAUAACAAGUAGAGCCGAUCGGUGUUUUUGAGCUCACCUGUUACCUAACAGGGAAAUCCUCAUUAUAAAAUCUUUUGUGAUGUUGGUGGCACAAGUGCAUUAUUCUUAUUCAAGACCUACCAGAUCUUUGUGGGCGUUUCAGUAGUAAUCACCAGCUAUAGUUGUAAUUUGUAUUGGACCUUAGUAAGUAGCUACAUAGGUUUAAGAGUUAAUUUUGUUGAACUUGAUGCUAGAAAUUUUGUUUACCUGUUGUGUGUUAAAAGAGCAUUGUUUCAUAACACACUUAUUCCUCGUUCUUCAGAGUUGGCCACUUGUUCUCUAUAGCUCCCGCCAUUUCAAAUCUCAGGCCUGUAUCUGUGUUGUAAUUUGGACAACUUCUGUAAUGUAGUGUAUGGCCAACUUAUAUGACUAGUUGAACGGA
This is a messenger RNA of Diospyros lotus (date-plum), 1752 nucleotides long. RefSeq names its product protein BCCIP homolog. Lineage: Eukaryota; Viridiplantae; Streptophyta; Magnoliopsida; Ericales; Ebenaceae. Gene Ontology annotation, cellular component: nucleus. The transcript is spliced from 9 exons. The record is from RefSeq and is a predicted model, not a curated record. The coding region runs from base 295 to 1266 and encodes 323 amino acids.